Molecule: messenger RNA, 4422 nt
Organism: Oncorhynchus tshawytscha (Chinook salmon)
Lineage: Eukaryota; Metazoa; Chordata; Actinopteri; Salmoniformes; Salmonidae
Product: insulin receptor substrate 2-B-like
Exons: 2
Coding region: 464-3196 (910 amino acids)
Biological process (GO): insulin receptor signaling pathway
Cellular component (GO): plasma membrane; cytosol
Molecular function (GO): insulin receptor binding; phosphatidylinositol 3-kinase binding
Source: RefSeq, a predicted model, not a curated record
UAUAUUUUACGUUGCAUAUAUUUUUAUAGAGUGUUCAAAGAUACCACAACUAUCGUCAAAGCCAGAGGUCAAAUAAAUUGAUCAAUUAACUUUUUUAAAUGUUCGGAAUCACUCGAUCUGUGACUGUUCUGGUAAACCGUACAGCCUGAUCAAUCAAUAUGGGAUCCUCGGGACGUCCAUAUCCUAAAUCCUAACACUAACCUUAACUCAAUAACCCUUACCUUAACCCCUACCUAAAUACCAUUUUAAAUGUCAACUUCAAUUUGAGGUACGGACUUCCCAAGGAUCGCCUAUAGCACGGACCCAAUCGAAACGCAGACAGAGUUGUUUUCGUUUUACCGAAGUGCAGCCUACCUUCAGGAGAAAUUAGGGAUUUCUUCGUUCAAACUGCAAUUGCACAGCAAGUGUUGUUUUUAUUCGCGAAGUACCUGCUGUUUACCCGAACAGGAAUGGCGCUUUGACGAUGGCGAAAACACCAGAGAGCAGCGGUAUGGAUUUAGGAGAUGUUUCCCAUAGCUGCAAUUCACGAGCUCUGAAAGUUACAACAUCAACAACAACAACAUCAUCAUCACCACCACCAUCAUCUUCCCUCAGCAACAGUGCUCACCUUCAGCUAGAGGCAGCAUCACCACCGCCCCUCCAAGUUCUCCAGUUGAAGAGGCAUCAUAAGCAGUACUAUAGCCAUGGCCAUGAUCUGUUACCUAAGAAGAACCCUCUAGAUAAUACAGUGAGAGAUUUGUCAUCAUCCUGUGUCUAUGAGGUACCUGACUCUGGUGGUGUUUCCCAGGACCCGACUGCCUCUGCAUCUGCCAUGGCCUUAGCUGUCACUACCACAGUUUGCUCUGGUGUUGAGGCUAGAGAUGUAUGGAAGUCUGGAUACCUGAGAAAGAUGAAGCACAGCCACAAGAGAUUUUUUGUCUUGAGAGGGCCAAGUGACACAGGCCCCAGCCGUUUGGAGUACUAUGAUAGUGAGAAGAAAUUUAGAAAUGGAAUGAAAUCCGUUUGUAAAUCUCCCAGUGCUGUGGGUUCUCCAAAGAAGGUGAUUUAUCUGUAUCAAUGUUUUACUGUUAGUAAAAGGGUAGAUUCUAAACACAAGCACCUGAUAGCCCUGUACACUAAGGAUGAGCACUUUGUCAUGAUAGCGGAGAAUGAGAAGGAGCAAGAGGAUUGGUACCUGGCUCUGAGUGAUCUGGUGAUCCAGGAGAAAAAGGAGUACCAGGACGCUGAGGAGUUGGAUGAUGGAUACUGGACCGUCUCUCCUGGAGCCAUCUUCAAGGAGGUGUGGCAGGUGAUUGUAAAGCCCAAAGGUUUAGGACAAACCAAGAACCUGAUAGGAGUGUGCCGGCUGUGUCUCUCUGCCAAGACCAUUCACCUGGUGAAGAUGUGCUCUGAGAUGACGUCUGUGAACCUACCUCUGAUGAAUGUGCGUCGCUGUGGUCACUCCGAGAGCUUCUUCUUUAUGGAGGUGGGCCGCUCGUCCUCCACUGGGCCCGGGGAGAUCUGGAUGCAGGUAGAAUCAGGCGACCCUGUGGUGGCUCAGAACAUGCAUGAGACAAUCCUGGAGGCCAUGAGAGCCCUGAGGGCCAUCCCUGAUUUCAGGCCCCGGAGCAAGAGUCAGUCAUUCCCAUCAAACCCCUGUGCCGUAGUCACCACACGACGUCAACACCAUGGCAACCUCCCACCCAGCCUGACUGGGUUACAGCGCUCUAUAAGGGUGGAAACUGUUGUGAGCAAAGCGUCCCCACAGAAAGAUAAAGGAGAUGGAGGCCACAGCCCCAAUCGAACUUCUAGCCAUGGAGAGGGGACAAUGAACCAACUGAUCAGCCCAGGGACUGGCAACUUGGCUCUCCGUAAUGUCUGCAUCAGUAAAAGCCUUGAAGAGAGCCUCAGUCACUGUGCAUGCAUCUCCACCACCAUCAGUGUAUCCAGCAGCAGUGGCAAUGACUCUGAUACACACCCCUGGACCUCUGACACUUCAGUCUUUGGUUCUACCAGCGACAGAGGCUCUGAUACACACCCCUGGACCUCUGACACUUCAGUCUUUGGUUCUUCCAGCGACAGAGGCUCUGUCUGCGCUGAGGAUUUGUGCUCCAACCCAUGUGUCUUUCAGUUGUCCAGGAGUAACACCCCUGACUCACUGUUUAACACCACACUCAUUGACGAGAACAGCUUGACUGACUACGUGGCCAUGGAUUUGCAGGUAACGGCUGUGGCCGGGGCUAAUCAAGGAGAUAGCUGUGAUGUGGAAACGUCUAAGCCUGAACAUUCCAGACAAUACCACCAAACCACCUCAUGCACUCCAAAAUGCGAAAAACACCUCUCAUCCAAGCCCCCCUUCCUCCAUAUCUAUAAUCAGAGUAAACUCCCAGUGGGAGAAAGUUAUAUGCCAAUGACUUGUGGACCAGGUCCUCAUUAUACAGAUGACAUCCCUUCAGAUUACAAUGUGACCCCCACUCUUCUUCAAACAUCUAGUGCUACCAUGUUGCCCUCAGACCAGCUGGGUCCCCAGGGCUACAUGAUGAUGCUUCCACGUAGCUGUUCACCAGCAAAGGACAGCCUUAGUGAUGUUGAUCAUUUAGUGUGUGAUGAAUACAUGAACAUGUCUCUCGGGAGCCACAUGGAUGGUCAUACACAUGGCUCACCGGAGGCUCUUAAGUCCUACAGCUCCUAUUCCUCUCUACCAAGCUCUAACCAGCCUCCUUCACAGUGGAACUGUGAACAUGAUGACUGUAUCUUCACGUGUCAUCCUGCAGCUCAUCACUGCUCUGCAGUUGAAUGGAACAGUAGAAACCCUCUCUGUAGCUCACCUCGUCACUCUUCUCAUCCAAGCAGUGAUGUGCUGCUGAACCUAUCAGAUGUGCCUGUGUUGAAUGUCACUGGUUUGUCCUUGGACCAGCAUGGGGUUGAAGAUAGUGACCUGCCCACUCAAACUGAGUCUAUCCAGAUUUCAACAGAUCGUCUCAACUACAUUGCUCUUUACCUGAGGGAUGAUCAGUGUGCCACCUGUGAUGUCCCUUUGCCUACCGAUGAGGUCACUUCUCCACUUCCUGCACGUACCAGUCCCAGAGAGAGUGGGUCUGGACCUGGCCACUACACUGGCAUAGACCUCCCCACAUCAGCAGGACAGACUGCUGCCACCAGACGUUGGCUGUGUUCUUGUCUCCCCUUGUGUAUCAAUACUGAUGACAGUGAGUAAGAGGGCAUUUAAAAAAGUGUCAGUGCUGCUUUUGAAUCGAUACAUUAUUGAAUGAACCAGAUUGUGAAUACUCGGCCUUGUUGUUUAUACGAUGAUAAUGAUCAAAUAAACAAGUUAUUUGUACUCAGUGGAAUUGUUCAUAUAAAAAAAUGUCUGCCAUGUUUCUCUACUUUUGGUGGUUGUUGCUAGUCUGGGUACCAGUUCCACACAUUGUACUCCCUUGGCACAGAGUACAACAAGUGGGAUGUUAUCUUAAAUGACUGGUACCCAGACUAGGUUGUUUUUUUUACACUUGGAGAACAUGUUCCUAUAGCCCCUUGCAAAGAAGUUUGUUUUUGGCAAUUCCAGGGAAAUGGAAUGACGCCGAGACUCAGAUCUUUCCCUUUUAAAUGUAUUCCAAACAAAAUCAAUUGAUUUCAAAGUUGAACAAACCAUAUAACGCAAUGCACAAUGACUACUUUUAACAAUUUACACAGAAAGUUAUACAAAUGUACUUGAAGAACAAACAGUUAAGUGUUAAGGUCAGUAACAGAAUGACAGCACCAAUGGCACAAACUGUCAUUCUCUUAGAAAAUGUUUUAUCUGCACUGUUCAAGUGAAUGUUGUCAUUUGUUAAAAGUAUUUCUUGUUCAUAAUUGUAUGGUUUGUUCAAGAUUGAAAUCAGAUUUUUUUUUUGUGAAGUAAAGUGAAAGUUGUGAGUCUUCAGGCAAUGUAUUGGUUGCCAACUGGAAGAAUAUACUUUUUGUUGUGUAGGCCUGAAUUAUUUGUAUUUUUCAUGAAUCAAGAGAGGAUGUUUGCAUUUUCUUUUCACAUUUUUCACAGGGCAUUCACUGGAUCGAUUGCUCUGUACCUGGACGGAAGUCAGCAUGUUUGGGUUAUGAAAAUUAAAAAAUUGUGCUGUAUUUUGUAUUUAAUUACCAUGCCCUGGGCCCAUAUUCACAAAACAUUUAUUACGCAAAAACUUCAGCCUCUUAUGAAAAAACAAAAUGUUUAUAACUGCAAUUCCAGAACAAUAUUUAAAGCUUUUUUCCAAUAACCUUUUUGAGGAAUAGCCACUUUUCUUAACUUUCUUAAAAUCUAUAGUUAAGGAAAAAAUGGCAGUUUAGAAAUGUCUUAAAAGAUUUUGUGAAUCUGGGCCCUGGUGAUUGCACCCUUUAAUGCUUUUAUACCAUUAAUGGAUGUAAUUAUACCAUUAAAAUAAAGCUAAUGUUAUCUAAAGCUUGUCU